ACAGAAUUACCCCUGGCCGCUCACGUCGACGGUUCUAGCUUAAGGGGAUGUGUGCCAUCGGGCACGGCGGCAAUCCAGUCACAUAUCGUCAUGCACGUUGGUUCGCGGGGAUCGCUCCACGAUAGAGAUACAACGAUCUCUGCCGACUCGCGAUCCAUGUCUGCGCAUGCAUCUAACCAGUUUCGGUGGCUGGAUAGGGCGUGGUUGAAGUGGUUAUGGCGAUGUAUUGGCCAAUGGCUUCAUUUGGUGUCUUGAACGCCCUCUUUCCCGUCAGGAACUCCACCAUCCAGCCAUCCUCGGUCUUCUACUUUCCACUGGAAAACUCGAUCAGACACAGGUUCAUCCCUCUACGACAACACCCGUCCUCUGCUCGCUACUUUAUCAACACGCUUCAUGAUGGCCACGCUCAACCACACUACCUCGCCAACUCCGUUGAUCGCGCCCCACAUCUCCAUCCUGGACAUCUUCGUCCCCGGCUCUACUAGCAUCCUUGCCGCCAUCGAGCCAGUUCUGGCUACGAACAGCUACUUUCGUCCCCUCUUUCUCUGCAUGUUGCUGGUGUUCCUUGGCAGACAUGUCUGCAGAUACCUCUGGGGAGUGGCGGAGGCUCACUUUGCUUCGACGGUCCAUGUCCAACAUUCCAGUGAAGUGUACGACAUGGUUGGUCUCUGGAUGACCUCUCAACCAUUCGCUCACAGGGCUCGGUCGUCCGUCGCCCGAGUCGGCUGGAGACGGUCAUCCGGUCAUGAAGACGGAACGCAGAAGAAACCCCUGCACUACUCUCCUUGGAAGGGGACGUUUUACUUCAUCUACAACAAGCAUUUGUUCUGGUUUCGCUCUGUGGAGAAAGAACUCGGUAUUUGUAUUGAGGAGGUGGUUACGGUCUCGUGCAUUGGAUCCCCAACAAUCCUGAAGCAGUUCUUCAACGACUGCCGGGGCGCAUACCUGAAUUUGACCAAGAACAAGACAAGCAUUUUCGAACACUGCAGCGGCAAGUGGAAAAGGACGAAUCUGAAGAGCACCAGGCCGAUUUCGACUGUUGUCAUGAAUGACGAGGUCAAGGAAGGACUUCUGCAGGACAUCGAAAGCUUCCUGGAACCGAAAGCUCCCACAUGGCACGCCAACCGCGGCAUACCCUACCGCAAGGGUUACCUGCUGUAUGGGCCUCCUGGGACCGGGAAAUCGAGCUUGUGCUUGUCUCUAGCAGGGCGCUUCGACUUGGACGUCUACAUCCUCAACAUCUCUGCCGCCGACCGGAACUCACUGGGCGCUCUUUUCGCGGAACUCCCGUCCCGCUGUCUCCUCCUUCUGGAAGACGUGGACGCCGUUGGAGCAGCGCGACCUCGACGAGGCGAAAUGGACAUCACUCAAGCCGGGGAAGAUGCCACCCAGAGUCAACCCCCAUCGCAGGGGAAGCUGUCGCUGUCGGACAUUCUCAACGCUCUCGAUGGGGUAUCGCCACAGGAGGGUCGGCUGCUCAUGAUGACUACGAACCACUUGGACCAUCUGGACUGGGCGCUCAUCCGGGCUGGUCGUGUGGACAAGAAAAUUGAGCUUCCGAAUGCCGACAAGGACGUGAUAUUCCGGCUCUUCUGCAUGAUCUUCAAGAGAGCAGAAGGCGACAUCCCCGCUCCGAAGGAACCGGCGGAAGACGAUAGAACGGUAGAAGAGUUUGCGCGUGAUUUUGCGAGGAAGGUGCCAGAACGGGAGUUCUCGCCAGCUGAAAUACAAUCUUAUCUGGUGGAACACAGAGGCUCGGCUCGUGUGGCGGUGGAGAAGGUGCAGGAAUGGAUGGACAGAACCAGGGCAGAGAGGUCGAAGGUGGCGAGGGUGGAUUCUUUCAUGGAGGUUCAGCGCUCGAGCGUGAUUAAUUAGGGCGUCGGGAGGGAGCACUAUGGGAGAGGAUUUCAGACUGCGAUUCACUCUCCAACAGGGUCAAAGAGAGAGAAUGUACUUAGGGUCUUCGACAUCUUAAACCCCAUCUUUCCUGCGGCUCUGUCCCCUUCUCCCGUCCUCGUGUUCGUCUCGGCGCGGCCGUUUGCGCGAUAUUGUUCGUAGCUCUUUGCGAUGGAUUGACCGUGUCCUCGAACAAAUGUAUGGCUUCGCGGACUUCGGCGGCUGUAGCUGAUCGCGCAUCUCGACCACGAUCGAGGCCGACGGCACCGCCGCCGCAGCCGCUGUCCUGUGACGAGACAACUCAACGACCGAGGUCAAACGAUUGAAAUUG
Messenger RNA from Microdochium trichocladiopsis, 2227 nucleotides. Its product is annotated as putative mitochondrial chaperone bcs1. The transcript is spliced from 3 exons. The coding region runs from base 394 to 1875 and encodes 493 amino acids. Gene Ontology annotation, cellular component: mitochondrial inner membrane. Lineage: Eukaryota; Fungi; Ascomycota; Sordariomycetes; Xylariales; Microdochiaceae. Gene Ontology annotation, molecular function: ATP binding; ATP hydrolysis activity. Gene Ontology annotation, biological process: protein insertion into mitochondrial inner membrane from matrix; mitochondrial respiratory chain complex III assembly. The record is from RefSeq and is a predicted model, not a curated record.